This is a messenger RNA of Rotaria socialis, 873 nucleotides long. The record is from the annotation of a GenBank genome assembly. Lineage: Eukaryota; Metazoa; Rotifera; Eurotatoria; Philodinida; Philodinidae.
AUGACUGCUACAAAUGAUGAAAAUAUUGAUGAAUAUCAAACACCGACAUAUGAAAACGAAAAAUUAGAGAUACUCAUUCGAAAAAUGCGACUAUGCAAAUCAGCAACAUUUUAUGUAAAUUCUAUUUCUGAUGAUGAUAUAAAAUUAAUUGCAGAUGAAUUGAGAACAAAUCGUGUAUGGAAUUCUCUGCGAAUAAUAGGUCAAAAUCUGGUUAAUGAAGAUGGUUUUAAAUAUUUAUUCGAAGCACUAGCAAUUAAUACGGCAGUGAAAGCUCUUCAUCUGUGCGGUAAUUCACUCGAAGAUAGACGAACUACAUCUUUCAUCGAUUUUCUUGUAUCGAAUACGACCAUAACUGAUGUGAACUUGACUGAUAAUCAAAUAACCGAGAUUGGUGCCCAAGCAAUCGGUGAAAUGCUACGAACAAAUUCUACAGUCAUCAAUUUAAUAUUACAUGCCAACCCAAUAUCGGAUAAUGGUGUAACAUUCAUUGCUCGAGCUCUUCAACACAAUGAAAAUUUGACGAUUUUGAAGAUCGGCAGGGCCGGUAUAACAGAUGUAGGUGCAGAAGAAUUAGCAUCGAUGAUUCGAUCAAACAAAGCAUUAAAAGCAAUUUCGCUUGAUUACAAUCAAAUUGGCGAUGCAGGAAUACAGGCUAUAUGUAUGGCCAUGAAACAGAAUCAAGUCUUACAAGGUAUCGAUAUUCGGCAAAAUAAAAUCUCAGAUCAAAGUAUUGACAGUAUCGCUUCCAUGAUUCAAAAUAAUCGAACAUUGAAUAGAUUGGAUCUAGCACGCAAUCAAAUCAGUGAUCAAGGAAAAGAAACAAUAAGGGAAAUAAACGUGAACCAUGAUAUAAUCAAAACUAUAAUACUAUGA